UUGAGUGUGUUUGACGCAACGGACAGCAGCGCGAGGGAGAGGGGGGAAUAGAACGAGGGAGGUUGGGUUGACAGUGUGACAGACUCACGCGGGGACUCACCGGAUUAACCGUUGGCCGGCUCGUUGUUUAGUCGGUUACCGAGUGCUGAAACUCAACGACCGGAGCGGUACAACACCACCACCACCAUCCCCAGCCCCCCGCAAGCUCACCGCCCAGGAGCCCCCGCACAUUCCCCGCAGGUUUAUUAAAGGGAACAGAUAGGACGGCUGGCAGGCGCUCGCUUCACAUUCCUCUGUGAUAACGAGAACACCACAUUGCAUUGACAACACAGCGGGGCAAACCUCGCAGGGAAUCUUAAUCUUGACCUCCUCACCCCCUGAAACUACCUCAAAAAGACCCCCAGCUGGUCUAGAAUCAACCAAACCUACAACCUACACUACAAACCUCACCUAACUUCACUCAGGAGGAGAUGGAGAACUGACCGGAGCGCAGCAGGCAACAGAAGGCAGUUACUCCCGUCCGCGUCUACCAGCAGCCAUGGCGGGACUCAAACGUCAUCAUGAUGGGAAGAUCGCGGGGCUGUAUGACCUGGACAAGACGCUGGGACGUGGACACUUUGCUGUGGUCAAAUUGGCCCGACAUGUUUUCACUGGGGAAAAGGUCGCAGUGAAGGUGAUAGAUAAGACUAAGCUGGACCCGGUGGCGAGGGGGCACCUUUUCCAGGAGGUGCGAUGCAUGAAAAUGGUGCAGCACCCCAACGUGGUGCGCCUCUACGAGGUCAUCGACACGGCCACCAAGCUCUACCUCAUCCUGGAGCUGGGAGACGGAGGAGACAUGUACGACUGCAUCAUGAAGCAUGACGGAGGCCUCACUGAAGAGGUGGCCAAGUGUUACUUCGCUCAAAUCGUCCACGCCAUCUCCUACUGUCACCGGCUACACGUGGUCCACAGGGACCUGAAGCCAGAGAACGUGGUGUUCUUCGAGAAGCAGGGCGUCGUCAAGCUCACAGACUUCGGCUUCAGCAACCGGUUUCAGCCUGGGAAAAAACUCAACACCUCCUGCGGCUCGCUGGCCUACUCUGCUCCUGAAAUACUGCUGGGGGAUGAGUACGACGCUCCCGCUGUGGAUAUCUGGAGCCUGGGGGUUAUCCUCUUCAUGCUGGUCUGUGGUCAGCCCCCCUUCCAGGAGGCUAACGACAGUGAGACGCUCACUAUGAUCAUGGACUGUAAAUACACGGUGCCUCCACACAUCUCCCAUGCAUGCAGAGAUCUAAUAGCCCAUAUGCUCCAGAGGGACCCCAAGAAACGAGCGACCUUAGAUGAGAUCCAGGCCCACCAAUGGCUUCAAGGCGUCGACCCCUCCCCGGCCACCAAGCUGUCCACCCCUCUGGUGUCCCAUCGCAGCCUGUCGGAGGAGGAGCACGGCUCCAUCAUCCAGCGCAUGGUGCUGGGAGGCAUCGCGGACCGAGACACUAUAACUGAGGCUUUGGAGUCGAAUCAGUACAACCACAUCACAGCUACAUACUUCCUGCUGGCUGAGAGGAUGCUGAGGGAGAGGCAAGAAAAAGAGCAGCACAGCCAGACACGAUCACCAAGCCCCAGCAAGGCCCAGUUCAGGCAGUCCUGGCCCACCAGAGUGGAUGUUCACCAGGAUGUCAGUGAUGGCUUGGGUGGUCCGGGUAUCUCCCACCCUGGGGGGCCACAGUCUCCUGCCCGCAGUGCUGAGAGCCUCCACAAAGGCCCUAGGCCCAAAACAGCUCUGCUGGACCUCAGCCAGCGUCAGGAGAACCACAGCCUAACAUCCAGCCAGCAGCAACCUCCGCGACAGAACCCGGAGAGGGGGCUCAGGCCUCUGGUAAAGCCCCACUCCAACCCCCUCAGGCUGGGCUCUUUGACCUCAGUGGGCCCUUGCAAACCUCGUAGUCCCAGUCUUUUUAGUGUGGAGGAGGAUGAGGAAGAAGAGGGGGAGGAAGACAAACGCUUAUCUCCUUCUGCCCUACCUACUCAGGUGGUGCUUCGUUGCAAAACCUCUUCAUCAUCUAUGUCUUCUGGUAAUCGCCUGACGUCCCGUAUGAGUGCUCCGGUUCUCAACCAGAUCCACGAGGCGGACACAGAGGACGAGGAAGAGGAGGAGAGGAGGGAGCUGCAUGGACUCGGCCCGCCCAAACCUAGCCUCAGCCUCAAUCUGAACUCUAGAAUACCAUCACCUUCAUCGCUUAUGUCAUCGCCUAAAACUGUUGGUGUAACAGCACCAGUUGCCGCUUUCACCCCGAGCUCAGAGACGAGUGACGAUGAGACGGAAAGUCACCAUAAACCAGAUCUAGCGAGCGUAGGUGGACGAGGGGAUGAGAGAAAAGCUAGGAAAGAGGAUAGAGAGAAAAGCGGGUCAGGCCAGGCCAGUCCAUCCAACUGUGCCAGUCCUGGAUCAGGUUCAGGCCAAGGAAAGGGAACAGCCAAAGCUGCCAGCGGCCUGGUGGAGAGCUUAAAGCUCAUGAGCCUGUGCCUGAGCUCUCAGUUUCACAACCUAACGGGGGGAGGAGGAGGAGGAGGUGGCGGUGGCAGCGCCGGCAUCGUUGGCGGGGACGCCCAGGACCGCCCCAUGUGGAGGAUGUGCAUGGGCGGCUCCACUGGUAGUCUGGAUAAAGUCUCACUCCUGGGCGGUCCUUCACCCCGAGGGAACAUGUACCACCACCAGCCCCCGCUGGGUGACGCGUUAGCGGACCCGCUGCUUGAGGGCACCUGCACAGGCACGCUGAGGCUGGGAGAGCUGGACCUAGCCAGGGAGAACCACAGGAACAUGAAGAACCGUGUGCUGCAGAUGCCUCUGAGCGACAAGACUCUGUCUGUCAACAUCCACCGGAGCCCCAAGGAGGGUCUGCUCUGUACCCCGACCCCACACAGCUGCUGCCAGGUCAUUUAGAGCUGCACACUCCUCCACUCUCAUCUCUACAUCAUCUCACUUUUGUUUCAGUCUCACAUUUUUUAUUAUUUAACACGUAACGGUGGAUUACUGGGAGAAAGUCCAGAUGCCAACCUUGCACAUUUAGAGACGCAAAAAGUCUCCGUGGAGGAGGCUGGGUGCCAUGCCAAGUAUGUGAAGCACUUUCAGCAGAUUAAACGGGACACUAAAGGGACAUUUUAACCCGCUGGUGUGUUUUUAAAGUAAGAGACAUUAAGUAUGGAAACAGAUACAGGAGGUGCUCACAUCCUUGCACACUUUACACUGUAUGUACACAUUUUACACACACACCUAUAUCACUCUGACAGGCUGAUAAGCUGGUGAGUUUUAGUGUCAUGUUACAUCAUAUUUUGUUGUGUUUUGUUUUAAGUAUGAUUUUUUAAAUUAUGUUUUUUGAGACAAUCAUUUUAUUUUUUAUUUUUUAUUCUGACUGAAAGUGGAAGUUGUGACAGUGUUUUCCUUCGAGUGAGGACAAAUGAACAGGGUGAAAAAUGCAGCACUUAUAUAUGACGGUGGCACGCACACAGUAUUUUGUAGUCUAUCACUAUUUUAUUUUUCUAUCUCGAACAUGCUCUGCAGACUCGCACACUCACUCGUCAAGCCUCUGCGCGGUUACACAGCAGAGUUUGUGUACAUAUGUGAAUAACCUCCUGUAGUAUUGACGGUAAAGUUGUAUCGCAGUAGAAACCUGAGUACUAGAUCCUUACACACUAUUAUUCAUCACUCCCUACGGGAUAUUCAAGGUUUUUGGUUGAACCCAGAGCCAGAAAUGUUUUGACGGCUGAUUUAAAAAAUCUCCCCUGAAAUACUAAACUAGAGGAAAUGAUCACACGUGUAACGGCAGCUCUUUAAAAUUCAAAAGUGAACGACCCGCUGGGUGGAACCUAAACCGUGUACAUCUCGUAGCUUUCCAGGAUCACAGUAGCCACUGUUGUAGCGUAUUCCAAGACAAAAAACAACAAAACGGGGGUUUAAAUAGAACAUAACAACGCCGCCCCGCUCAAAUAUCGGUCUGUGUAACUGGAUGUGUGACCCACCCCUAAGUGGAAUAUAUAACUUGACAGUGCAUGUGUUUUGCUGUAGCAACCUUAUUCUUACCCACUGAGGUCAAUCCACCUGCUGUAUCUACCGAAGUAAAAGAUUCAAACGGUCACUUUACUGUAGCCUCACAGCAAUACCAGCGACUGCAAAAUGUACAACAAAAAUGGAUGUGCCAUAAAAUCUGUCUUGAGCAUAUUGUACUGUAUGUAUAUGAUAGAGAUCUAUUAAAACGAUGUGAAUGAUG
Larimichthys crocea (large yellow croaker) is the source of this 4244-nucleotide messenger RNA. RefSeq names its product SNF-related serine/threonine-protein kinase. Gene Ontology annotation, molecular function: ATP binding; protein serine/threonine kinase activity. The transcript is spliced from 8 exons. Gene Ontology annotation, biological process: protein phosphorylation; intracellular signal transduction. NCBI's taxonomy places the organism in Eukaryota, Metazoa, Chordata, Actinopteri, Sciaenidae. Gene Ontology annotation, cellular component: cytoplasm. The record is from RefSeq and is a predicted model, not a curated record. The coding region runs from base 539 to 2920 and encodes 793 amino acids.